Molecule: messenger RNA, 7402 nt
Organism: Notodromas monacha
Lineage: Eukaryota; Metazoa; Arthropoda; Ostracoda; Podocopida; Cyprididae
Source: the annotation of a GenBank genome assembly
AUGCAGUAUCCAAGCAGAGAUAGCUAUGGACCUGGUGAUAGAGCACCUGUGGUCAAGCAUCCUGAUCACCUUAAACCUGAAGGAGCAAUGGAAUAUCCUCUCAAGGAAGGUUACCAACCAGGAGACAGACCAGUGAAAGUGAAACAACAAGACAAUCUCAGGCCAGAAGGUUUUGUUGAAUAUCCUGAAAAGCAGCUUUAUGGUCCUGGAGAAAGAGCAGCAGUGAUCAGACAUCCUGACCAUCUGAAACCAGAAGGGUUUAUUCAAUACCCAGAAAAAGGAACAUAUUCUCCAGGUGACAGAGCCACAAAAGUGAAACAACCAGACAACCUGAGACCAGAAGGUGUUGUUGAAUAUCCAGACAGACAGGGUUAUGGUCCUGGUGAAAGAGCUGCUGUUGUCAGACAUCCUGACCAUCUCAAACCAGAAGGAGAAAUGCAGUACCCAGAGAAAGGAACAUUCUCACCUGCUGAGAGAACCAAAAUGGUAAAGCAACAGGACAACCUCAGACCAGAGGGAAAUAUUGAGUACCCUGAGAAGCAAAGAUAUGGCCCAGGCCAAAGAGCAGAUGUUGUGAGGCAUCCUGAUCAUUUGAAACCUGAGGGCACUGUGGAAUACCCAGAGAAAGCUGGUUACUCUCCAGCUCAAAGGCCAGCAAAGGUGAAGCAGCAGGACAAUCUGAGGCCUGAAGGAAUCACGGAGUACCCAACAAAACAAGGGUAUGCUCCAGGUGAUAGAGCUGAAAUUAUCAGGCACCCAGACCACUUGAGGCCAGAAGGAAAUGUUGAAUAUCCUUCCAAAGAACAUUAUGCAGUUGGGGAAAGGCCUCAAAGAUUCAAGCAACCUGACAAUCUCAAGUCUGAAGGAGUCAUGAACUUCCCAGAAAAAUCAAGCUAUGGUCCUGGUGAAAGAGCAGUAGUUGUGAAACAUCCUGAUCACCUGAAACCUGAGGGUACCAUGGAAUACCCAUCAAAAGCUGGGUAUGCCCCUGGUGAAAGAGCCCCAAGAGUCCAGCACCCUGACCAUUUGAGACCUGAAGGUUCCAUUGAGUAUCCACAACAUACAGGAUACUCUCCUGGAGAAAGGGCACCUAUUGUGAAACAUCAAGACCACCUCAGACCAGAGGGUUCCAUGGACUAUCCAGAAAAAGCCAUUUAUUCUAGUGGACCAAAAGCAGAGAUGGUUAAACCUGUUGACAACCUAAGACCAGAAGGAGAGCAUUCAAUGUUCAAACAAAAGCUGGAAUUUAUUUCACUCAAGAGAGAACCAGUAAAGCACUUGACUGAAUCUCUGGCCUUGGAAGGAGAAAUGGAGUUACAAACAGUCAACCAACUGAACUAUUCCCAGUUUCAAAAGGGGGAACGUUGGGAGGUGAAGAAGCAGGAUGAUCAUUUAAAGAUGGAAGGCAGUAUGGACUUUGCCACAACAUCCAACCAAACCCUACAGAGGUCUCCAAACUGGAAGCCAGAUGAUCUCCACGAGAAAAAGGUCAUCAGAAGGGAUAACUUGACCACUGAGGGAACCAUUGAGUUCCCUGAAAAAUCAGGCUACCAGCCAGGACAAAGACAAAGGCCUGUGAAACUGCAAGACAACUUGAUGCCUGAGGGUGCCAUGGAAUACCCAUCAAAGCCUUUCUACUCACCUGGGCAAAGAGCAGACAUAGUGAAACAUGAGGACUCCCUGAGACCCCAAGGCACUAUGGAAUUUCCACACAAAGAAUACUAUGCUGCUCAGCCUAGACAACUGCCAGUGAGACAUGCUGACAACUUGAGAGUUGAGGGUGGGGUGGAGUACCCAACCAAGCCUAAAUACAGUCCAGGUGAACGCAGUGGCCAAGUGAGACCCCAAGACAAUUUACUGUCCCAUGGGAAGAUGGAGUUCCCUGAAAAACCUGGCUAUGUUCCUGCUGAAAGGAUGCCAAGGCCCCAGCAUGCAGACAACCUGAGACCCCAAGGUGUCAUGGAAUUCCCAGAGAAGCAACAGUAUAUCCCUGCUCAGAGGCCUCAACCCACAUACCAUCCAGACCAUCUGAAGCCUGAGGGAGUCAUUGAGUACCCUGAAGCAUCAACUUUUGCUUUUGGAGAGAGGAUACCAACUGUGAAACACUUGGACCAUUUGCACAUGGAAGGCAUGGUAGAAUAUCCCAAAAAGCCUCCAUUUUAUCCUGGACAAAGGCAGGUCCCUGUGAGACAUGCAGACCAUCUAAGGCCUGAAGGGACAUUCCAAGGAUACUCUUCUCAGAAAGCUGAUUUCCAGCCUCAUGAGGUGUCCAGGACUCUCUACAGACCUAAGAGUUUGGAAAAUAUCACUGAAGGCAGAGGCCAGUUCUACGAUUACAAAAAGAGUAUUCAAGAGUAUCAUGGACUAGGCACUGGAGAGCGUGCAGCUAUCAAAGUUCAUCCCAGCAACAUCUACAUUGGCUCAGAACAAACAGACCUUCUCAGCACAAAUCAGGCAACAUUCAAAGGCUACUCUGCUAAAAAGUCUCAGGAGGUUGUCAAGAGACAUGACAACUUGAUCCUUGAGGGAGAACAGCACCUUGUCAGGAAGAAUCUUUACCCAAUUGUCUAUGGAGAUGUCAGGCCAAAGCCAAUAAGACAAAAGUCCAACUUGGUGAUGGAAGGAGCAAUGGACUUUGCCAGAGAUCAGGGAUAUCAACCAAUCCAAUCCACUCCUGUGAGAAGGGUGCAUCAUGGUGACAACCUGAGGAUCAUUGGGGAAAUGAACCUGGAAACCACCAGCAAAGCAGAGUACAUCACAAGGCAAGCACAAAGAAGUCCUGUGAAACAUCACUUGACCAACUUGGACUUGGCCAGGGAACCCAUGGAUUUCCACACAACAAAUCAAGAUACCCUGCAAUACAACCCAACCAGAAGGUCCCAGCCAUUCAAACCACAAGGGAACCUGUACCAAGAAGGAUCUUUUGACUUCCCCCAAAAGCAGCAGUAUCAGCCAGGAGAAAGAGCCACAGUGAAAAAGAUGCCUGACAACUUGCAAGCAGAGGGUGCUCACUACUAUCCACAAAAGGAAACCUAUACCCCAGGAAGCAAGUCUAUGCCUGUGAAACACCCAGACAAUCUUCAAACUGGUGGGAAAAUCUUGUAUCCUAGCAAAGAAUCUUAUUCACCUGGGGAGAGAAUGCCAAAGGCAGAACACCAUGACAAUCUCAGACCAGAAGGACAAAUGGAGUUUCCCCAAAAAGACACCUAUCAACCUGUUCAAAGGGCUAAACCCACUAAAAUGCAAGAUCAGCUCAAACCAGAAGGUUCCUUUGAGUUUCCAGAGAAAGGACAAUACAUUCCUGGAGAAAAGGCUAAACCUGUGGCAUAUGGAGACAACCUUGUUCCUGAAGGUAAAAUGGAGUUCCCAGAGAAGGAAGGAUACACACCUGUGAAAAGAUCUCAACCAUCCAAAUUGGUUGACAAUCUGAGGCCUGAAGGAGCCAUGGACUUCCCAGCAAAGGAAGGUUUCCAAGUGGGGGAGAGACUGCCAGCAAAGAAAGCAACAGACAAUCUCCAUGCAGAGGGUGUUCACUACUACCCAGAAAAGGAAGCAUACACUCCUGGACAGAGGUCUCAGCCUGUGAAACAUCCAGACAACUUACAGACCAGUGGGAAGAUCUUGUAUCCAAGCAAAGAAUCUUAUGCUCCAGGUGAGAGAGCUCCAAGAACUGAACACCCUGAUAAUUUGAGACCUGAAGGACAAAUGGAAUUCCCAGGCAAAGAAGGUUACCAACCAGGGGAAAGACCAAGACAAUCCAAGGUACAAGAUAACUUGAGACCAGAGGGCUCCAUGGAAUUUCCAGAGAAGUCUCAAUACACCCCUGGACAAAAAGCCAAGCCUGUUACACAUGGAGACAACCUUUCUCCAGAAGGAAAAAUGGAGUUUCCAUCCAAAGAAGGGUAUCAGCCUGUUCCAAGAUCUGUGCCAUCCAAGCUUAGUGACAAUCUCAAACCUGAAGGAACCAUGGAGUUUCCUGAGAAAAUGGGUUUCCCACAAGGAGAGAGAGUUGCAGUCAAAAGAACCACUGAUAAUUUGCACCUUGAGGGGACAAUGGAUCUUCAGAGAAGAGAUGACUACUCUACCACCCAAAAGGCAUCUACUGUCACCAAGGUCACAAGACAGGACAACUUGAAACUUGAAGGCAGCCAUGAGUUCACCAGGAGGCAGGCAGAGGAAUACAAGGCAACCUCUGCAGAACACCAGCAAAUUUCCAAGCAACAAGACAACAUGGCCCUUGAAGGCACCAUGGAUUUCCACACCACCAAUGAAGAGUACUCAUACUCACCAACAGAGCGCCCAAAGCCACAAAGACAGCUGACUUAUCUAAAGGUCCCAGAGAAGACUGUCAAGUUUGAAGGAUCAACCAGUUUCAAAGAGUCAUUUGUGGCCAUGGCCAAGGGUGAGAAAGCUGAAAUCAAGAGACAUGAGGAUCACCUCACUCUUGAUGGAGAUCUGGAGCUGACAACAUCAAAGCAAGUGGAUUUCCAACCAGUCUCUCCAUCACCACCCCAGAAGGCAACAAAACUUGGCAGUAACCUAACACAAGAAGGUGAACUCCACCUUUACAGGAAGUCCACUGAGGAGUUUUCCACCACCAAGGGAGAAAGGAUGCAAGUCCAGCACCAUGCUGACAACCUCCAUGUUUCCACUGGAGAAAUAAACUUUGAGAAGAGUUCUGAUGCAUAUACAAAAAUGACAAGUGCAGGAAGACCAAAAGUAAUCAAACCAAAAGAUGAGCUCACAUUGGAGGGACAGCAGACAACCAUGGAAUCAACCAACCAACAGGAGUUCAGGGGGUACAUGAUGGGUCAGAGGGCCUCAGUGAAGAAGCAGGAAGACAACCUCAAGAUAGAGGGCAGCCACCAUCUGGAAACAACCAAUGCAACAUCCUUUUCUGGCACCCCAAGCAACAGGUCUCACCAGGUGCAUAUCAAAGACAACCUCAGUCUGGAAGGAGAGCAGAGUUUCCAGACCACAAACACCAUGGAACUGGUAAAGGGUGAAAGAGUGAUUGUUCAAAAGCAUGAAGACAACUUGAAAAUGGAAGGCUCAAUGGAUUUCCAGCAACAGAAGCAAAGAAUACAGCCUGGUUUGAGAGCAGAGAUCAAGAAGCAUCCUGACAACCUCAAACUUGAGGGUUCAAUGGAAUUCAAAACAAGUCCUGAGCAAAGGGAGCCAGGAGGCAGAGCCCCUGUCAAGAGACACCCUGACAAUUUGAGACCAGAGGGCUCAAUGGACUUUGGACCAAAGUCUAAAUGGGCUCCUGGAGGCAGGUCUCCCAUGAAGAAGCACCCAGAUAAUCUGAAAGUUGAGGGUACCAUGGACUUUGGGACCAAGCAGGAACUCACUCCAGGUGGCAGAGCCCCAGUUACAAGGCAUCCAGACAACCUAAAGUCAGAGGGUUCCAUGGACUUUGGGACCAAGCAGGAGAUUACACCAGGUGGCAGAGCCCCAGUUACAAGGCAUCCAGACAACCUAAAGUCAGAAGGUUCCAUGGACUUUGGGACCAAGCAGGAGGUUACACCAGGUGGCAGAGCCCCAGUCAAGAGACAUCCAGACAAUCUCAAGUCAGAGGGCUCCAUGGACUUUGGCUCACCCCAGGAAUACUCACCUUCUGGAAAAGCCUCCAUGGUCAAACACCAAGACAACCUCAAAUCUGAGGGUCAAAUGGAAUUCAAAUCAAAGGACUCUUAUUCUCCUGGGGAAAGGACUGUCUCCAAGAAACAACCAGAUAAUCUCAAGAUGGAAGGCAGCAUGGAUUUCAGGAGGGAGACACCAACUGCUGGUAAACCCAGUGUUCAGAAGACCAAAUUAGAACAGCAAACCACCCAACAAAUGUCAUCUUCCAAGGAUGUGACUGUUCAAAGCAAGGCUCUCAAGUCUGAGAGCACCAUGGACUUCAGGAAGACCCAGACUGACAUUGUCUCCACUCCAACUCCUCAGAUAGUCAGAGAAGAAUCAAAACAACAAAUGAGCAAGUCCAGAGCUGACCUUUCAUCAGCCAACUAUUAUCAAUACCAAGAAGCUUCUUCAACCUCAAAUGCUUAUCAACAACAAGCAACAGCUGGUGAAAGAAAGACUGAGCGCAAAAAAUGGAACAUUCCUCAGGCUGUGGUCAAACAGAGUGGGAGGUAUGAGUUUGAAACCUCAAGCAGGGAAGACUUGAGCAGCAACCAUUCUGGAACUUUUGAGGCCAAGCAGAGAAUUAUCAAGUCUGGCAUGGACAGGAGUCUUUCAUCAGGCAGACAAGGUCAGGAGUCUGGUGUGUGGACCACCAUGAGGACUGGUGCAGACUCUGGGUUCUCCAGUGGAGUUUCAAGAGAAGUCACCACCAGCACCUCCACCACCCAGCAAGAUGUGUAUGGGGUGUCUUCAAGGUCCCAUGGGAGGUCCUCAAGUGCAGAUGCAUUCCAGAAAUGGUCCUCCAAUGCAAGGACAGUGGCUCAGCAGCAGCAACAGCAGCAGCAGCAAUCCAGCUCCACCAUCACAUCCUCCAGCUACAAGGUUGAAGGGGACCAGGCAAGGAAGGACUAUGGCAACUUCAAGAUGACUGAAAGGGUGAAACCAAUCCGUCCCAAGAGCACAAACUUGUUUGAACCCCUGCCAGCAGCAGCAGUGGCCAAGGGCACCACAGCCACUGCCUACAAGGAGGAGUUCAACCUGCGCCAGUGUCCAGCUGGGCUCUUGAACACCCAAAAGACCCCCUACAAGUAUGCUCAUGAUGAUGUCAAGGGACACAAGUACUACUUGCCAGUGCCCUCAAGCUGAGCUUGCCCUUGUGUUCAUCAAUGUGCCUUGAUGUUUUGUUCUCUCUCCCUCUCUCUCCGUCCAUUUUUUUGGCAAUGAUGAACUGACAAUAUGGACAUGCUUUCUAUAGCUCUUACUAAUGAAAACUUUUUGCUCAAGUGAUAGCUCUUCUGGUUGCUUUUGAUUCUAUCCCUGCAUCCAAUAUUCUGGGACAUUGACUGUGCAGGAAAUUGGUAAUUUGUAGGCUUGCUUCCAUGCAUUCUGGAUAAAAAGGUUCAGUUAUAGCUGCUGUGGACAAGGAAGCUGAUGAACAACUUUUAAUGUAUUUUUACAAGUGCUGGAAUAGAAUCAAAAAGAACUGCUCUACUUAACCAAGUAUUUCCCUGUUGUAAGUGGCAUUCUUACAAUAAGUGGAUGGAUACACCUUAUGGGAUUCCCACCAGGUCCUAGUGAUAACCAGUGUAUCACCAUCAAGUUGGAACCCUGGUGGAGUACCCCUGUACUAUUUUGGUGCCAUUGAGUGAAUGAACUGAAUUCUUUUUUUUUAAGUAGUAGAUUUAUUGGCAAGGUGGUGAGGCUAACACUAAAAGGGGGCUUUUUGGAAUCUUACAAGUGCUUUGAGAAAUAAAUUUGAAUGACCUUUUUUGCUUCA